CCUGGAGACGGCAGCGGCUCCUGCAGCUGGGCAGGCCACUGUCAAGGUGCAACCUGCAGCACAGAUGAUGAUUGCUCCGACCCUUGGGGCUGUGUCAACGGCAUUUGUGGCGGCAGCUCAAGUGGAGGCUCAGCUCCUCCUCCUUCCAACACUUGCAGCUGGGUUGGUCACUGCAUUGGUGCUUCUUGCGGCUCUGAUGAUGACUGCUCCGACAACUUUGUCUGCAACAGUGGCAAGUGUGCC
Messenger RNA from Trichoderma harzianum CBS 226.95, 243 nucleotides. RefSeq lists its product as hypothetical. NCBI's taxonomy places the organism in Eukaryota, Fungi, Ascomycota, Sordariomycetes, Hypocreales, Hypocreaceae. The record is from RefSeq and is a predicted model, not a curated record. The transcript has a single exon. The annotation marks the transcript as partial.